CACCCAAGGCUCCGUGGAGGACUGUUAUUUUCUUGUUAUAUUUAUACCUAGUAUUUAUUCAUAGAUAUUUAUAUUUCAGCCUGAUCUGGAAUGGUUUACUGAGAAGAAAGGCAGAGCUAGCCGAAAUGCAGUCUAUUAGGGCGCCAGGACAGUUUUCAGCGAGGUGAAACGAAAAUUCACAAACUUUGGGCAUGUGUUUACUGUACGAGUCCGUAGAAAUCUUCUCAUCGACUAAGGGCUGAACAAAAACGGGGUGGGUUCCAUAAAGAACCCGCCGUUGGACCAAACUGCGUUCAAGCUGGAACUGAUGGAACUGGAGAAUAUUGUCGCCAACACGGUUUACCUCAAGGCCAGGGAAGGUGGUGCAGACUCAAACAAAGGCAAAAGCAAAAAAUGGAAGAAGAUACUGCAGUUUCCGCACAUUUCACAGUGCGUAUAUCUCAAGGACAAAGUUGACAUCUCCUACGGGUACAUUGUGGAGCAGCAGCCAAUUGGCAGACUUCUCUUUCGGCAAUACUGCCAGACGAAACCCCAUUACUGCAAAUGCAACAGCUUCCUAGAUGCUGUGGAAGCUUAUGAAUUGCAGUUGGAUGAAGACCGUGCUUUGGCAGCUCAAGAUGUAUUCAACAAGUUUCUCAGUGAACAGUUAUUACUUCUCCUGCAGUCAAGUGAAUUUGUGGACGUGGUCAAUGAAGAUCUGGUGGAGAAGUGCAAGCAAGGCCUGGCAGAAGCGUCCAAAGAUUUGUUCGCUGAAUGUGCAAGGGCUGUCAAGGAGUUCCUUAUGGGAGGGCCCUUCAAGGAGUUUGAAGGCAGCAUGUACUUUGACCGGUACCUCCAAUGGAAGUGGCUGGAGAGCCAGCCUGUGACUGCCAAGACAUUCCGCAUGUACAGGGUCUUAGGCAAAGGUGGCUUUGGUGAGGUGUGUGCUUGCCAAGUGCGUGCUACAGGCAAAAUGUAUGCUUGCAAAAAGUUGGAGAAGAAGCGCAUCAAAAAGCGGCGUGGUGAGACGAUGGUGCUGAUUGAGAAACAGAUCCUACAAAAGGUCAACUCUCGCUUCGUGGUGAGCCUGGCCUACGCGUACGAGACCAAGGAUGCACUGUGCCUGGUGCUGACCAUCAUGAAUGGCGGGGAUCUCAAGUUCCACAUGUAUUCUAUGGGUGGGGAGCCUGGGUUCGAGCCACAGCGGGCACGCUUCUAUGCGGCAGAAGUGACGCAAGGUCUGGAGCACCUGCAUGCCAAGGGAAUAGUGUACCGUGACCUCAAGCCAGAAAACAUCCUGCUGGAUGACCAUGGCCAUGUACGGAUCUCAGACCUUGGCCUUGCAGUGGAGAUACCCGAUGAGCAGGAGGGUGUCCGGGGUCGUGUGGGAACCGUGGGCUACAUGGCACCUGAAGUGAUCGACAAUGAGCGGUACACCUACAGCCCAGACUGGUUCAGUUUGGGCUGUCUCCUCUACGAGAUGCUUGAGGGCCAAGCCCCCUUCCGCGCACGCAAGGAGAAAGUGAAACGUGAGGAAGUUGAGCGCAGAGUAAAGGAGGAGCGGGAGAAGUACUCAGCGAAGUUCAGUGAGGAGGCCAAGGACUGCUGCCAGCAACUACUGGCAAAAAGCCCCCCAACCCGGCUUGGCUGCCAGGAAGGCCGUGCAGGUGCCCUCCAGGUAAAACGGCACCCUUUCUUCAAGAGCCUUAACUGGAAGAGACUGGAGGCGGGCAUGCUUGAGCCACCUUUCGUGCCCGAUCCACAUGCCGUCUACGCAAAAGAUGUGCUGGACAUCGAGCAGUUCUCCACUGUCAAGGGAGUCAACCUGGAUGCCAGCGAUGACUCCUUCUAUAGCCAGUUCAACAUGGGCUCAGUGUCCAUACCGUGGCAAACUGAGAUGAUCGAGACGGAGUGUUUCAAGGAGCUCAAUGUGUUUGGACCGAGCCAGACGCGGCCCCCUGACCUCUGUUGGGAGCUUCCCCCGGCAGAGGACCGCCGGGGCUGCUUCCCCUUCCGCAGGAAGCCACGAUCCCGGCCCAGCUGAGCACUCCCAGACUAUGCAGACCCUGUAUUCCAGGCAUAAUUGUUGCACCCAAUGGCACUCUGAGCCCAAACCUUUCAGGGACCCUUGUUUGGUGAAUUGUUUGUGCAACGCUAGUCAUGACAUUCCUAGUUUUGGCGGACUACUCUUAAUUUAUUUGACGCUCCUGUUGUGGAGUAAUGUGGCACCAUUUGCAUCCAAACCUUGUGUGUGUUGUCCUGAAAUGGCAGUUUGGUUUUGUUUGUAAUUGCAGGAACGUUUGCGAGUUAACCUGUGGCAAAUGCCCGCAACCCCUACCUUCUGUGUGUUUAAGUGGAGUUGUGAUUGUGCCAUUUACAUUUUUGUAAAUAUGUCAACCAUGGUAAACUAGCUGUUUUGUGACUCCCUCAAAUAAAUUGUCAUCUCUUGGUCAUGGUGAGGCUCACCUUGCUGCUGUUUAGCGAGUGGCCUAAGUGCAGAAUAUUAGAUAAACUGUUGAAUGUGAUGCUUCUGCACUAAAGUGGAAGUAAGUUAUGCUGUAAUUGUCUUUACCAGUGCUAACAAAGGCAGCAGGGUUGUAUUGCUAUGGCUUUGAUGUGCAAAGAGCUCACCUAGUUGCUGCUACCACUAGUGACAUGGUCUCAAGCACACAUAUCAAAGUGGUGCAGCAACUUAGUUUUCAUUCUGUAGUUUUAAAUCAAGCCAUUUUCAUUUCUCUGAAUUACCAUUGUAUGAAGAAAAAUUGAGAAAUGAGUUUAGCAUUAGCAAACAUUGGCCUUGUUGUUGACAGUGGUGUUUUCCACACACGUAAGAUGGGCUGCAUGGCCACCUCUUCCCCAGUACCUUUUUAUGUGUAAUGAGUAUGCUAAAGAUAUUUAAAGUGUCCUUGUACAUUUUGACUUUAUCUUUCUUUUAUCAGAUAGGUGCUUUGUUCCUUUCUUUGCAGGAAAAGACAGUGUUCUUUGAGUGUUAGUUUGCAAGGACGUGUUCUAAGGUUUUACUCAGGGUCAUAUCUAUAAUUUCACAUAAUCUGUAGCUUUAUUCACCAUUUCUUUCCUUUUUUUAGCAUUGGUUGCACUUUUGUGUGCAAUGACACACUGACCUGCUGUACGAUGAAGGACAUUUUAAGUGCACUGUGGAAGUGGAAUUUUUAGGCUGUGCUCUUUGGCUGUAAGGCAGUGAGUGUGCACAGUUGCACACUCCCUGUUUGUUUCACACAGCACAGAAGUGAGCGAAUUUCUUACUGAAGCGAGGUCUGUUGCAGCACAGCAUUGUGAAGUCUACUUGUGCAACAGAAAUGUCAUUAGUACUUGCCAUGGUGUGUUUGGCUGUAGGUGAACUGGGCCUUGGCUGUGUUUUCUGGAAAUGACUUCCUCUCAAGGAUGCCAGGUUGAACGCUUGGUACCCGCAUGCACACACAUACGCACACACAAAUGGGUUAACUGAUUUGUACUUGUCUGUGCUAGUUGUUGUUCAGUAUAGUUUGACAGUGUAUGUAAUUUAUGUUCAGCCCUGGUAGGUAAAGCCCAUUGAAUGCUGAGUGUGGCACCUGCUCAGGAUAAGGGUGGCCUUUUCUGCUUCACCUGUGGCAACACGCCUUGCAAUCAUUUCAGUUACUUUCAGUACGGCUGUAGCAGCAGUAUGGAUGUUGCACCCUGUUGGUCCUCCAAUUGAAGUAUGCUUUGGUAAUCUGCAUCCACUUGUUCGUCAAUAAAAGAAUGCCUUUCCCUAUUAGUA
Molecule: messenger RNA, 3736 nt
Organism: Dermacentor albipictus
Lineage: Eukaryota; Metazoa; Arthropoda; Arachnida; Ixodida; Ixodidae
Gene: Gprk2
Product: G protein-coupled receptor kinase 2
Biological process (GO): protein phosphorylation; regulation of signal transduction; signal transduction
Cellular component (GO): cytoplasm
Molecular function (GO): G protein-coupled receptor kinase activity; ATP binding
Source: RefSeq, a predicted model, not a curated record